GCGAUACGUACUCAAAACAAAUGUCCGAUUCGUGCGCCCAUUUCGUAAGUUCCUCGAACGAUAAUUCCGAUGCCCUCAAAUAAUAUAUUAAAAUAUAUUAGGGCAAUUGAGAACUAAUAAUUUGUUUGUAUAUAUUGUGAAAAUAAAGGAUCAUUAGAUAACUCGAUUCUGAAAUCUGAAGUUUUGUACCCAUACGUAGACCAUCGAGGGAAUCAAGUUUCGUUAAAAAUAAUGGUGUUUGCAUAAGUGCUACAAUAAUACGAGUUUGGGUAGCGAGAAAACGUGAACUAUUUCCUAUCAGUAAGUGUGGUCGACCGUGAGGAUGACAGUGAGUCGUGAUCAACAGUGUUCCCUUUCACUAUGUGAAUCAAUUUGAGUUCUAUCUUCGAUGUGUCGCUCGUCACACCACAAACGAGGCCCGAAUGCUGACUUUGAGAAGCAGUGUGUGCGAUGGUGAUAGCAAAGAGGAAAGUUAAGCCGAAGAUAAACUACGCGACCAAGAAUAUGGAUAAUACCUGGACCCAUGGUCCAGAUCCCCCUAACAACAGUAACAACCAAGAGGCGGGGGUUCCUAGAGCAAUUUUUAUACCUCACGCCAAUUCUUUGCCAUUUGAAGAAAGACGCGUGACUUUGGAGCAGCCUGUCAAGAUCGGUCGCAACGUGUACCGAGCUACGCCGAGCCCCACAAACACAAUCUUCGAAUGUCGCGUCCUCUCCAGACACCACGCCACACUCUACUAUAAAAAGGGUCAUUUUUAUUUGGUGGACAACCAGAGCAGCAAUGGGACGUUCAUCAACAACAACCUGUGCUCCAUAUCCAAAGAACAGGAGCCGGUGGUGGAGGUGUUCUCCGGAGACGUGGUCCAGUUCGGCAUACCUGUCGUCGAGAAUGCUGGCAACUCGGAAAAGUCGGGCGUGUUUCAGAAUAUGUUCCCGCCGGUGGUGGCGCUACUCAAGCUGUUCCACCCUGACGGCAAGGAGGCCAAGCUGUCUUUCAACCCUACUAUGACCACGCCGCUGCACCUCAAGGAGUUGUACCAGCUCAAUAACUAUGUUCAGGAAGCGAUUCAACGCGAGGCUUCCUUGGAAAGCCGUCUCCGCACACUCCGAGAAUGCGUGGAAAGGACGCGGGCAGAAGCCCGUGCCUCCUGGGAGCUGUUCGUAGGAGAGCAGAGGUUGCUCAUGAGGGUGCACACUCUUGAGACCAUGCACUCUAUGGGCAAGCAACCCGACGCUCAGCAGUUGGCGCAACUGCUCAACGACAAGAGGAACUAUCAGGAAGUGGCGCAGGAGAGUCUUCGUGCAGCACACGAACAACGACUGUCGUUGGAGGAGACGUUGGAGCGACGCAACCGCGAGGCGGCCGCGCUGCACCAACAUAACUGCGCGCUGCGCCUCGCUGCCAACAAUGCGCUCGCCGAGCUACAGAAGCUGGCAGCGCGGUGCGAGCGCAAGAUGUGCGCGGCGCGGCUGGCCAUCGCCGCCGCCGAGGAGCGCGAGCUGGCCGUGCGGAACCAACUGCCGCUUGCUUACUCAGUACAAAACGGCGAGGCGAAGAUGCUGAUCCUGAGCACGGACAGCAACAAGCUUCAAGAAGCUAAUCGCGGCGGCUCGUUGGAGGACGCCGUGCGCGCGCUGCCCGACUACAUCAAGCUGUUGCUGCCGCAGAACGUGCUCAAUAAGGUUGGAAUAAAGGUUAUCUCCGCCGACGGAAAGUCAGCGAAUGAGUUCGACACGAUAUUGAAGAAGAAUAAUAUUUAUAAUCUGGAAUCUAGAGCAGAGAAGCAAGAGAGUGAGGAGGGCGGCGUGAGCGGCAGCGGUGAAGAUAAACCCGUCGAGCCCGCGCCCUGCACGGACGACGAAAAGCAGGCGCGCCUCAACCACGAAUCCGAGACGGAGUCGUCCUCGCCGCUGGACGGCGAGCUGCGCGCGGACAACAACGCCAACUCCACGUACAGCGACCUCGAUACCAAGGACGACGAGCCGAGUAAAGGUGGUGUAGAAUACGCGAAUAUCUUGCGCGUUAUGGCUGGUCUCAACGAAGAGAUUAAGGCGUUGCGCGAGCGGCUGUCAGCGGCCGCGGCCGACGCGGCGCAGCUGCGGGCCGCGCGCGACGAGCUGCUGGCGGCACAGCCCGACCCGCGGGACGCCGCCGAGCCCGACCAGGACGAGCUCCGGGCCAGGAUUGCUGACCUACAGGCCCAACUCACACGUUCGAACGUGGCCGAGGAAGCGAACAUCGCGGAGAUCCAGCGGCUGGCGUCGACCGCGGCCGAGCUGCAAGCCGAGCUGGCGUUCCGGCCGACGCGCGCCGACGUGGACGACCUCACCGCCGUCGUCGGGGAGCUGCGCCGGCAGAUGCACGACAAGGACGAGCAGAUAGAACGCCUGCAGGCCGCCCUGCGCCGCGACGUGCACUGCACCGACCGCGCCGUCAGCACCGCCGAUGAUCCCCCGCCACCGGAAAAAGACGAGGACGUACAGACGAUCAAAGCGAUCACCCUAGUGCCGUCCCCCGCCGCGCCGAUCCCCGCCGUCGUGGAGGAGAUCGACGCCGGCAAGAUAUCCGCCGAGAUCGACGAGAUGUUCCGGCUCGACUACGACGAGGACGACGACGAGAGCGACUCGGCGGCCACCGAGAUCUCCGCGGGCGGGGGCGCGGGCGGCGGCGGCGAGGCGGUGCGGCUGGACGACCGCGCGCGGCUGCAGCUGGUGCUGGCCAACGGGUCGCUGCACGCGCUGGAGGAGGAGCUGGUGCGCGCCAAGGAGCGCUGGGCCGAGGUGGCGGCGGAGCGGGCGCGGCUGGCGGCGCAGCUGGCAGGGCUGCAGCACAAGCCGCCGCCCAUCCAGGGGCUGCACUUGCUGGCGCUGGUCGUGCCGCUGCUGGCCGCCGCGCUCUACUACCUGCUUCUGCCCUACAUCUCCUGAUGGACGGCCACCUGGGACCCGCCCGGGUACGCCUAGCGGCGCCGGUCGCGUCCACCCGCCAUCUCUCGGACUCUUCAAAUUCUUCGCUCCCCGUGCUCCUUUUCCUCUUCUUCUCGACGACUAUUCGACUUCGACCGCGGCGACCCGCCGGCUCGGGCCCCCCCGCCGAUGUACUUUGUUCGAAUAUUUCUCAUGUCGGUCGUCGGUCGAAGCUCGCGACGUCGGUCGCCGGACGCCCUCCGUGCGUUUAGUAUAAUAUAGUAUAGUGAAGUGACGGCUUCGGCGCGGCGACCGCGGCCCGGCGGGCGGGCGCGAGUCGCGACUGAGAAAUCGUUCGUGGAUCGAGCUCGUAACGAAAGUGCCAUUUAAAAGCGAGUGGCGUCGCGGCGCGUUGUUAUAGCAUGUAUAUAUCCCUAGUAUUGUUCUGUAAAAAGCGUCAGUAUCGUAUUUGAUAGAUAUAAAUUGAUUGUUGAAUAUCUGCCAUAAUAAAUAACUGUACAUUGUAUAUCUUAAGGCCUAACGACUGUCCUAAGUUAUAAAAUUAUUGUUGUACGAGGUAUUUGGAAUUCUCUGGAACGGUGUUGGAGAUAUGUCGGUUUCCCUUGUUGCUAGGUAAUGAUAACCUUCAUAGUGUGUUCAUUGAUUAAUUGAUUAUAAAAUAUUUUAUAGGGUUGUUUGUCCGACGGGACCGCUACAGAGCUACCGCCUUGUCACGUCGCUUGGGAUCUGCACGGUACACAUAUCAGUCGUUUAUCACAGCGUGGGCAUUUACUCGCUCGACGACAAUGCCAAACAUAUUUUGGCUCGUCGAACGCGUCGAGACACUUUCGAAUUGUUUGCAUUUUUCUAGUCUUUAGAAUUGACGUAGUCUUGGUUUCACGACGUUUCGAGUUGUUUACAAUUUUGGAGCUUGUAUUUAUCUCAUCCUUCGUCUAUUUGGACGCAUUUAUCGUACAUCUGUCAUUUGGUGAGGCAUUUUUCACUUUGGGUUUUCGUGCAUGGAGGUUUGCCAUUUGGUUUCGAUUUAGUGCCAGUUUUGUUUUAGUGUUGCCUGGAAUAUAACAUUUAGUUUUGGAUGCGGUAUAGUGAGGUCGUGCGCCGCGGAGGCCGAUUCUCGAGUUCGCUUAGCUCUGUGAUGUAAAGGCCAAUAGAUAAUUUUGUAACAAACUUGUAUAACUAACAAUUAAUUAUAUCUUAGAUUAUUGUAACUUUACCACGUUGAACGCCACUAUCGAAAUAUUUAUUAUUUAAUUGUUGCACUGAUUUUUGUUAUGUUCGAUGUUUUAUUUGUGUUUAAACCACCUUACUGUAAAUAGUUCGUAUCUUAUAUUCGUUCGUACUUUAGUUUCACUGUCGAAGACUUUAUGUUGUAUUUUAUGAGUAAAAUUAAUAUUGCAUUCAAUGUGGAUGUACUGAUAAAUUUAUUGGAAAUAAUAUUGAUUUGUUUAAACAAA
Messenger RNA from Pectinophora gossypiella (pink bollworm), 4382 nucleotides. It is a transcript of the gene Slmap, whose product is annotated as sarcolemmal membrane-associated protein. The record is from RefSeq and is a predicted model, not a curated record. Gene Ontology annotation, molecular function: protein binding. The transcript has 13 exons. The coding region runs from base 451 to 2928 and encodes 825 amino acids. NCBI's taxonomy places the organism in Eukaryota, Metazoa, Arthropoda, Insecta, Lepidoptera, Gelechiidae.